This is a messenger RNA of Lates calcarifer (barramundi perch), 1236 nucleotides long. RefSeq names its product derlin 2 (gene derl2). The record is from RefSeq and is a predicted model, not a curated record. Gene Ontology annotation, molecular function: ubiquitin-specific protease binding; misfolded protein binding. Gene Ontology annotation, cellular component: Hrd1p ubiquitin ligase ERAD-L complex; endoplasmic reticulum membrane. NCBI's taxonomy places the organism in Eukaryota, Metazoa, Chordata, Actinopteri, Centropomidae. Gene Ontology annotation, biological process: endoplasmic reticulum unfolded protein response. Bases 68 to 787 code for a protein of 239 amino acids. The transcript is spliced from 7 exons.
ACGCAGCGCCUUUCGCUUUGUGGGAUGACGUGUCAGCAAAGUUCCGGAAGCUUUCAGCCUGUCCAAAAUGGCUUACCAGACACUACAACAGGAGUACUUACAGAUUCCUGUUGUUACCAGGGCAUAUACAACAGCAUGUGUCCUCACAACCGCUGCAGUGCAACUAGAGAUCAUCACACCAUUUCAGCUAUACUUUAAUCCAGAUUUGAUUCUAAGGAAUUACCAGGUAUGGCGACUAAUAACCAAUUUCCUGUUUUUUGGUCCGGUUGGCUUCAAUUUCCUGUUCAAUAUGAUUUUUCUGUACAGAUACUGUCGUAUGCUAGAGGAAGGUUCUUUCAGGGGACGCACAGCUGACUUUGUCUUCAUGUUUCUUUUUGGUGGGCUUCUGAUGACUAUAUUUGGCACUUUUGUGAGUUUGGUCUUCUUGGGCCAAGCUUUCACUAUCAUGCUGGUUUACGUGUGGAGUCGACGAAACCCAAACGUUCGCAUGAAUUUCUUUGGCCUGUUGAAUUUCCAGGCACCUUUCCUGCCCUGGGUGCUGAUGGGAUUCUCACUUCUGCUGGGCAACUCCAUCAUCGUGGAUCUUUUAGGUAUCGCUGUCGGUCAUGUGUAUUUCUUCUUGGAGGAUGUUUUCCCUAACCAGCCAGGUGGUGGAAGGUGGCUCAGAACCCCAUCAAUCAUAAAGAUGCUGUUUGACACUCCAGAGGAAGAUGCCAACUACAACCCCCUGCCUGAGGAACGCCCAGGUGGGUUUGCCUGGGGAGAGGGACAGCGCCUUGGAGGUUAAAUAUGCCCCCAGAUCAUCCCUGAUUUUCAGGUUACUUCCAAGGACAUUCCCUCAGGUGGAUGAAGGGAACGGACAUGGUCUUUGUUUUUGACGUGUUUGUUUAGUUCUGGAUGAAGAAUGGCAAACAACCAGAACUGGUUUGAAGAUAACCAUUUGUUGUCUUUGUAAAUGGGCUUAAAUCAUUUUCAGAAACUCUUCUUGAUGCCAGAUCGUUGCUCUGAGACAAUUUGCGAGAACAGAGGCGGAUGGAACUUUGGACAGCGAGUCUUUCGGCUCCGGUUAUGUUUGUCUUCAUCUCAGAAAAAAACAUAUUGAUAUACACAGCAACUGUCAUAUGAAAGAGGAAAAAUGACAGCAGUAAAAUAUUAUCAAAAUGAAUUUGUUCAGAUGGAAAGUGCUUUUUUUUUCAUUUAACUUUUUUAAAGAAUAAAUGUGUGUGGCAAAUGGUG